Messenger RNA from Magallana angulata, 3079 nucleotides. RefSeq names its product probable D-lactate dehydrogenase, mitochondrial. Gene Ontology annotation, molecular function: D-lactate dehydrogenase (NAD+) activity; FAD binding; D-lactate dehydrogenase (cytochrome) activity. The record is from RefSeq and is a predicted model, not a curated record. The transcript is spliced from 12 exons. Gene Ontology annotation, biological process: lactate catabolic process. Bases 59 to 1543 code for a protein of 494 amino acids. NCBI's taxonomy places the organism in Eukaryota, Metazoa, Mollusca, Bivalvia, Ostreida, Ostreidae. Gene Ontology annotation, cellular component: mitochondrion.
AGUAGUUCACAGCUGAUAACAGAUAUUGAGAUAAGGGUGAUUACUUAAUUUUGGAAAGAUGUUCAGGAGACGUUUAACAAAUGUGGUACCAGCUGCUGUUAAGUUUUCUCAUCAGCAUAAUAAGCUCUUCUCUGUUGAGGCUGCCCAAAGAGUAGCUCCCCUGACUGAUGGUUUGGUUCAGAGUUUACAGCGAAUUGUAGGAAAUAACAAUGUCUCGCAAGCAAUGGCAGUCCGAGAACAACAUGGGAAGGAUGAGUCUUACCAUGUGUGUGCCCCUCCCCAGGUGGUGGCUUUUGCUGAGAGUGUGGAGCAGGUGUCUGGGGUGGCACGGCUGUGUAAUGAACACAGGGUCCCUCUGAUUCCAUUCGGGAGUGGCACAGGACUGGAGGGAGGGAUCAAUGCCAUCAAGGGUGGUGUAUGUCUUGAUGUAAUGAAGAUGGACAAGAUCCUAGCAGUUCACCCUGAAGAUUUUGAUUGUCAGGUGGAGUGUGGGGUCACCAGAAAAACCCUCAAUAAUUACCUGAGGGACACCGGAUUGUGGUUCCCUAUUGACCCUGGGGCAGAUGCUUCCUUGUGUGGUAUGUGCUCCACCAGUGCUUCGGGGACCAAUGCAGUGAGGUACGGGACGAUGAGGGAGAAUGUGAUGAAUAUGGAGGUGGUACUUGCGGAUGGAAGGGUGAUUGAUACUGCCGGGAAGGACCGACGAACCAGAAAAACAUCAGCUGGGUACAACUUAACCAACCUUUUUGUUGGAUCAGAAGGAACACUGGGAAUAAUUACCAAGGCAACACUAAGACUUCAUGGAAUUCCAGAGUCAUCUGUGUCUGCAGUGUGUUCUUUUGAGGACAUCCAGGCAGCUGUUGACACAACAGUGCAGGUUUUACAGUGUGGAAUUCCAAUGGCUAGAAUAGAGUUCCUGGAUGAGGUUUCUAUUGAUGCAUGCAACAAGUACAGCAAUAUGGACAUGAGAGUGGCGCCCUCUCUCUUCCUGGAAUUCUCAGGGAGCCCAAAGUCACUUGAUGAUAAUGCAGAAAUUGUGGGUGAGAUUGUCAAGAUGAAUGGAGGAUCCGACUUCAAGUGGGCCACAGAUGUGGAUGAGAGAAAUCUGCUAUGGAAGACCAGGCAUGACAUCUUGUAUGCUUGUAUGGCACUCAGACCGGGGUGUAAGCCUUAUUCCACGGAUGUCUGUGUUCCAAUUUCUAACCUCCCAAAAGUUGUGGUGGAGUCCAAAAAAUACAUCGAUGAAGCAGGUGUCAUAGGUGCGUACAUACUGGGCCAUGUAGGUGAUGGAAACUUUCACAUCUUGUUUAUAAUGGACCACACAAACUCACAUGAAGUACACACUGUUUUGGACAUUGCUAACCGGGUGGCUUUACUUGCUCAGGAAUUGAAUGGUACCUGCACGGGGGAGCAUGGUAUUGGUCUCGGAAAGCGAGAGCUGCUUCUGAAAGAAAUCGGAGAAACUGGAAUUGAGGUCAUGCAGCAACUCAAGCAGACCAUGGACCCUAAUGGCAUCCUAAAUCCUGGCAAAGUCUUCUUUUGAAUCUGCUCUGCUUAUUUUCCAAACAUUUUAGUAUUAUACAUGUACAUGCAACCUCCAUAAAUGACUUUUGCAAUCUCUGAUUUGUUCAAUAUAAUGUUCAUUUUUGUUUUGCCAUUUGUAAUAGCCUGAAAAAAAUCCAGCUCAAGUGCUACUUAAAGAGUGCCUACUUCAUACUUUAAUUAGCAGGCUUUGUAAACAAGCUUGCAUAUUGUUUUGCACUAUGUGUAUGAAUUAAUAUAUGCAAUAAUGCAGCUUUCAUUUUGGUACAAGAGAAACACUUUUUUCCUUAAUCCUAGAGUUGUGCCUUUUAUUAAAUUCACUUACUACAUGUUCAAGUAGGGCUAGUGGUUUUGGGUAAACACAUUAUUUCUGGUUUUAAUUAAGACUUAAUUUAAGACCACACAGCAUUUACACACAAGCAUAUGUAUAUGCAUAUAUUGUAUUUUAUACAUUUAUUGUUUAUGACAAAAAUAUGUAGGUUUUUUGUUAAACAUUAUUAAAUUGCAUAUAAUGAGAUUGAUUGUACUUUGAAGUCCUUCAUCCUGGAUUUUUAUUAAUUGAUUUCUCUGUGUUUUGCAUGGACAUUGAUGGUGCUUUUGGGUAGUUAAUGUGAAACAUAUAAGUUUUUUUUAAUUAAUACAUCACCUCUUAACUUUUGAUUCUUACUUACAUAAAAUACAGCUACAUGUAAAGAUGUAGUGCUUUUAGGGGGAUUGGACAACAGAGUGGAAAUUAUGUAAUACAUGUACAGAAAUAAUGUAAUACAAUACCCGGUAUAAUGUAAAUAAUGUAAUACAGAAAAUAUAAGAGGCUCUAUAGUUAUGGUUUUAUUACAAUCAAAGGAGUUGUCCAUGUAUCUGCUUUAUUUUUAUUUUUUUUUACUAAUUGAAGAUACACUUCUGAAGGUGAUUACACUUUUUGAUUGAAUAUAUCCCCGUUACAUAAGGAUGUAUUUUCAAAACAGUUGUUUUAAAACUAAUAAAUAUUAUAUAUUUGCACCAUUUUUUUAACUGAAUUUAAUUGAAUUUUAUAUCUUAUAAGUUGUUUUUCUUUUUGGUCAAAAUAAAUCUUAUUUUUCAACAUAUACAAAUCAUAAAUUGGUAUAUUCCUUGUUUAGUUUGUUGUGUUAUUGGUUUCAUUUUAUGCUUGCAUGAAUAUUCAUCAUUAAAACUUUUAAGUCAUUAAAUGAUCUUAUAUUUGAACAUGCAAAUCUAAGUAAAUCAAUAUCAUAAUGACCUUUGGAAGUUUUCCUUCAAUAUGAAAUGUAUAUUAUAUGAUUACUACAUAGUUAUGAUAUGCCUGUGUACAUUGGGUUACAGUUGUUUGCAAACUCUUGCCAAUAUCUUUUCCCAAAUGCAAAUGAUGUUCAUAAGAUUAUGACCAUGAUCAUGAUGGUAUAUCAUAAAUAAACGGAAAGUGUAUUGUAGAGAGAACCCAUGUGCAACAGUCUUGUUUAAUUAUUAAUCAGAUCGUUAUUGUUAAUUAUUUUUUGUUGCUUAUGAUAUGAAUAAAAUAAAAAAUGAUCUAAAAUUAGAA